Nomia melanderi (Alkali bee) is the source of this 3452-nucleotide messenger RNA. RefSeq lists its product as uncharacterized. Lineage: Eukaryota; Metazoa; Arthropoda; Insecta; Hymenoptera; Halictidae. The record is from RefSeq and is a predicted model, not a curated record.
UCCUCCGCGAGUCCUGCAGCGCACGGAAGAUGGCGGGGGGCAGCGGGGCAUCGACUGGAGACCAGCAGAAGACACCAACAAAAUGUCACGUGCGUAAAGCUGGAAAAAAUUCGUAGAAAACAUCCUUUGAAUAUUAUUUGACGGUAACAGGUUGAACAAAAUAUAUAAAGCCUGGUUAAGUCUUGGUUAGGUCUUGUUAAGUCGACUGGGGACUAACAGAAGGCAGCAACAAAAUGUCACGUGCGUAAAGCUGGCCAGAAUUCGUAGAAAACAUCCUUUGAAUAUUAUUUGACAGUAACAGGUUGAAUAAAAUUUCUUUAAACUUUGUUGUGCGAUUGAUUUUGCUUUUGAAAGUUAAUAGAGCAACGUAGAUCAGAAACCGUUAUACCUCAGCAUGCGCGCAGUAGAUGUGCAAUGGAUUUCGCGCGCGAACUAACAAUGCAUUCCGAAGGUGCUAACGUAAAUUGCGUCUCAGUGCUCGCGUUCGUUCUAGCUCGAAUGUAAAGUGAAUAAUUCCUUUGAUCGAAUUGUGCUAUUCUAAUUAUUUCGUGCAAUUAAUAUAUAAGAAGCGGACUGGUGAAAGUUGAUGAAAGUUCGAAGGGGUGUAAAGUUUUGUAAAUAAAACUUGAUGACGUUAGUGACGCCAUCGUCUGGCGUGCGUUAAAAAUUUGUAGUUCGUUGUUGUGGAAUUUUACUAAUUUUCCUUUGAAUGUUUUACCAGUCUGACACGUGUAUGUACUAUGCACGUGGCGAGUAGUAGAUCCAAGUAGUACGAAUAAAGGUUUAACGCGUCGAGUAGUCGAGUCGAGCGCUGAAUCUACUUGCGUAGUAGUAAUAAAAUUUCUUCGGCGGACUAGCGGUGGGAAUCAAGCCUCGCGAAUCCAUUUCCGUCGCGACAAAUAAAUCAGUGAUUACUUCCUGUUCGAAGCGUGUUCAGAUAAGCGCAAUUGAAACGAACGCAACGAUGAACCAGGAGGAAGGUAAACAAACAUCCGGUUUGGAAUCGUGCACCGUCUCUUCGGAAAAAUUACCGCGAAUUCUGCGAUCCAGCGGUUCCGAUGGGAGGGACGUGAAGUUUCGCUCGCAAGCGAUGAAACGGAGAAUCGACUGUACACCGCAGGACAGUCCACUGAAGCACCUGAAGACACCCGACAGUCGCGGUACGUUCAAAAAUCCAGGAUCUUUCAGAAAGGACGUGAAACUGCAAUGCGGAAGCGGUUCCAGCCACCGGAAGAGCGAGACGCCUCACUAUGAGAGUAUGGAGAGGAUGCAGAAAGUAAGCCCAGGCGGGAAAUUCGUCAACACGUUGCUGGAACAGUGGUCGAAGUAUACAGGUGUUCAAAAUCCUUUUUCGCAGACAGGAGGGGUGCAAGACAGCCCGAUAAUAGAAGAAAUGAAGCGAAAACUCGCCGCAGAGGAAAGGAAGGUUCAGGUGCUUCAGAAGAAGCUGAAAACCUGCGAGGAAGCGAUAUCCUGCAUCUCAGCGUCUCGCGAGGCUGAGUUACAGGCCAAGGAAGAGAUAUUUCGACAACUGAACAGCGAUUGGGAAUCGAUUACCAAUUACUAUUCCGAGAUAUCUGAAAGUUUGAAGAGGUUUCAAGAGUACAAAGACAACUUGUAUAAACUGUAUAACAAUGUCAUUGCCACGCAAGUAUCAACGGUGAAGACGUUGCAAGAAGAAUUGAAUAAGAUGAGACUAAGAGACGAGGAGAAAAAGAACGUCUACGCGGAGAGCGAGAAGAAAACGAUAAUUCAAGAGAAAAGAAUACAGGAAAUGAUGAUAACGGAGACCGAGUUGAAGAAACAAUUGGAGAAUGUUAAGAGUGACUCAACGUCGGAGAGAAAUCGUUUACACAACGUUCACGCAGAAGAGAAGUUAGAAUUGCUAAAGAAACAAGAGAAACUCACGUCGACGAAUGAGGAGUUACAAGGGCAAUUAAAAAAUAUCGCUGAGGAGAAGCAGAAUUUAAUGGAUUCGUUGAAAGAAAGAGAUAAAGAGAUAUCGGUUCUACAAGAAGACGUUGUAACAUUCAAAAAUAAGAUUGAGGAUUUGUUAAGUCAGACUACAGAAUUAAACGAGAAAUACGAGAGAUCGGUUGAAAAGGUAGAGGAAUAUGAAAAGGAAUUGGAAUUCAAAAUGCAAGAAAUUAAUAGACUCAAAGAGAACUUGAACACCAGACAGGAGCUAGAAGUUAGCUUAGCUAAAGAUCUCGACGCGAUUGAAAACAAAUAUCAACAAGCUAAUAACGAUUUCACGAACGUACAGAAUAAAUUAAAGGACAUGGAAGGUCGUAAUGCGGGCUUACAAAGGUCGAUUCAAGAUAUGAAAAAUAAAGCUGAGCAUAAAGCUAUAGAAUUAAACAAAAAAAUCGAAUUUCUAGAGAAGGAAAAGGAGAAAAUACUUUCGGAGAAGCAUAUAAUAAUUCAGGAUCUAGAGAACUCGAGGAAAUUAUUAAAAGAGAAAUAUGAAGCGGAAAUAACGGCUUUAAGAAAAGAGUUUGAUACCAAAUUAUCUGAGAUCAAAUUUCAAACUACUUUCAUGAAAUUGAACAACACGUUGAAUAAAAUGGAUGAAGGAAAUCAAACUACAAAAAAGAAUGAAACAAAAGAAAAUCAAAACGAUUUGAAUGAGAGGGCGCAAUUGAUUAUAGAAGAUUACCAUACCGUAGAAAGUAGAGUAAAAACAAAAAGGAAUCGAGCACAAACUGAUAAAAUUAUUGAAUCGCCAAAGACUACAUCUAGAAAUGAAAGUGAAGACGAGGAAGAUAUAUACAGCUUUACUACUCAGAAAAUGAAUAACAAAUCACAGAAAGUUUCAGAUCACAACGAGAACGUUUCCUACCUUACUCGAGAUAAAAGUCUAAUGCAGCUGAGUAUGGGGUCACAGAAAACCCAAGAAUGGAGAAACGAGGACUCUAGUAGUACAUCAAAGAAAAAGAAAAUUUUUAAAACGCGUGAUACUGGAUUAAGACAAUACGCAAUUACGCGAAAAUCGUUAAAGAAGUAAAAUUUCACACAAUAAGGAUGUUAAAAUUCGAAUUUAAUAUUUAAAUUUCAGUGUUUUACUUAACAGACGUAGUAAUAACCAGUGGUAAUACGAUAAUAUUCUUUAAUAUUAAAUAACAAACAUUUGUAACAGUACAUUAUCAUCAAUAAAACAUAUGUAACAUUUUUUUUACAACGUUACAUGCUACUUUCAUUUUAACAUUUUAACACUAUACUAUUUGGGAAAAUGUGUAUUGCAUACAUAAUGUUGGACCCUUUCUCAAGUAUAAUUGAUAAGUUAACUAUCGUAUUUACAUAUGUAUGUAAAUAUAUUACAGCAUAUUAUACUUUACAGUCAUGUAUACAUACACAUUCCAAAUAACAAUAAGUCCUUCAUAUUCAUUGUACUUACAACUCAUUUUAAUUACAAUUAUUUAUCAAAGGAAGAGGAAGAGGUAUCCCAUUUC